Messenger RNA from Drosophila eugracilis, 513 nucleotides. RefSeq lists its product as uncharacterized. The record is from RefSeq and is a predicted model, not a curated record. NCBI's taxonomy places the organism in Eukaryota, Metazoa, Arthropoda, Insecta, Diptera, Drosophilidae. The transcript is spliced from 2 exons. The coding region runs from base 48 to 329 and encodes 93 amino acids.
GACAUCAAUCAGAAGUCAAGCUUCGAAGUUAACACAACUCUAUCAAAAUGAUGAAAUUCUUCGCCGUUGUCCUGUGCGCUCUGUUCGCCGCCGCUGCUGCCAGUCCUGGUCUGUUGGCCUACAACGCUCCUCUGGCCUACUCCACCCCCCUGGCUUACAGCUCCCUGCCAGCUGCCACUCCCCUCGCCUACACCGCCGCCUACACCUCUGCCUACGCCCCCUAUGUUGCCCCCUAUGCCAGCAGCUACAGUGCCCACAGUGUGGCUCACAGUGCCGCUGUGCCAGCCGUUUAUGCCGCCGCCCCUGUGGCCACCAUCCUGAAGAAGUAAGAAGAUGUCCUAGGAUGCUGAAGGGAUCCUGUGCCAGGAUGCCGCACGUGUUCACCAGACAUCGUCAGAAGCAGAGAAAGAUACAGAUACAGAUAGAGAUACAGGCGGAGAUGGAGAUACACGCUCGGAGGCAAAUACAAAUAAAAACGCAAUGCAUCAGGCCCACGCAAUGACCGACUGAGAA